Schistosoma turkestanicum is the source of this 2245-nucleotide messenger RNA. The record is from the annotation of a GenBank genome assembly. NCBI's taxonomy places the organism in Eukaryota, Metazoa, Platyhelminthes, Trematoda, Strigeidida, Schistosomatidae.
AUGGGAAGUAAUCAAAUCACAAAGGCCACUAGUAAAACAUUACAAUUAACUAUUAAAGAUUAUGCUAAUCGUUUAAGAAUUGCUGUAGAUGAUGAUUGGAAAAUUCAAUUAUUUCGUGAAUAUUAUCCAUGUCGAUUUCAAGAAUUCUGUAUGAUACAUUUAUCAUUUCUAAUAGAUGUUCCAUGGAAUUUUAUUGAUCAAAAAAUUAGUUCAUCUACUCAUCACAAUCACAAUCACAAUGACGAUCACAAUGAUGUUGAUCAUCAUCAUCAUCAUCAUAGACAUGCAUUGUCUAAUCCUACAAUACCUGUACAUAAUCAUAUGGUGAAAGAUGUGAAAUCAAUGAGUUUACGACAUUGUACACAUACUAAUGGAGUUACCAAAUCAAAACUUAAACGAUUAUGGAAUAAUUGGCGUUCAAAUUCUCAUUCAGUAAAAUCAGAUUGUAUUCCGGAGAGAUUGGCGAAGAAUAUUAUCAGUUUGAUUGAUUGUUUGGAUAAUGAUGAAGCUUGUUGUAUUGAAGGAUUAUUUCGUAAAGCAGGACAUAUGUUACGUAAACGUCAAAUACAAGAUGCUGUAUUCCAAUUGUCAUUUGAUCCAAAAUUAUUUCAAUUGAAUAAAUAUAAUUUUCAUGAUUUUGCUAGUGCAUUAAAAUCAGUCUUGAUGCGUUUACCAACACCAUUGUUUACUGAACAAUUAUUACCAUUAUUUUUACAAGUUGCUGCUUUAAGAAAAUUUAAACAAUUCUCAAUCAAUGAACAACACACAUCAAUGUCAACAUUAAAAAAAUCAUCAUCAAAUCCUCUGUUAUUGACACAGCAAUCAAAUUUAUCAAUUAUUAAUGAAGAUUAUUUAUUACAUUUAAUUGAAAGUAAACAAAUUAAAGCAUUACGUUUAUUAAUUCAAUUAUUACCCAAUACAAAUGCGAAUCUAUUGAAACGUUUAAUUAUUCUAUUAACACGUGUAAAAAAUUUCAGUCAUAUUAAUCGUAUGACAAGUACAUGUUUAGGUACAAUAUUUGGACCAGUUCUAUUACCACAAGGUAUUUUAUAUGAUACAAUAAAAACUAUUAAAAAUUAUAAACAACCCCCAAUUGAAUGUCAAGAGAAAUGUUUUCAAUUAAAUUCAAUUACACGUUUAUUAAUUGAUAUUGGUUUAGAUAUAUUUCUAUUGCCUUAUUCAUUAGUUCAUGAUAUUUGUAAUAAUAGUCCAUAUAUGAGAAUAUUUAAAACAUAUACAAUGAAUAUUGAACAACCACCGUUAGAACAAUUGAAAACAAAUCAUUUAACAUUCUCAUCCCCACAAACACCUAAUCAAUUAGAUUGUUUAAAACAAGGUCAACUAAAACGACAUAAUGAUCACAAUGAUGUUGCUGAUGAUAAGGAUGAUAAAGAUGAUGAUUCAUCAUCACCAUUACGUACAACUAUACGAUUUGCUACACCGACACCAACAAGUAUAGCUAAUUGUCAAGUAUUGAAUUCAUCACCGAUACAUUUGAAUGAUAUAAUAGAAAUGCCACGAACAUUGAAAACUAAACAACAGCACCAUAAUACACAACAAACACCAAUAAUAAAAUGGAGUCAAUCAACUAAUGAAUUAUCAUCAUCAUCCUCCUCUUCUUGUUCUCUUGAUCAAACUGAACAUUUAAAUCUUAUUAUGAAUAAAGAAAAAGUAAAUUAUAUGUCUAAACAAUUAUUAUUGAAAUCAACAAAUAUUAAUUUAAAUAAAAAAAUUUGUCGAUUAGAUAAUCAAAUUUUAUUAUCAACUAGUAUGAAUAAUUUUUCACCUUCAAACUAUUCACAUCAUUCAAAUGAACUCAUUGAAGAUAUUCAUAUUGAUGAUAAGGUGAAGCGAAAAUUUGGCAAAACUCGACGAUUCACUGAGUUACGUUUACCGUCAUCUAUAAAUCGUACAGUUGGUAGAAAAAUUGGUCAUCGUCGGUAUUUAUUCUCACCAUGUCCUCCAAUUCCAUUAUUACCAUUUAAACGUGUCGGUGGUGGUGAAAAACGUCCCUUUAAAAUGUCGCCACAUUCUACGUUGAAUGGACCCGUGACAACUACAGCAUUACCUUCAUGGUAAUGCUGUAUGUAUGUAUGUAUGAUAAACAUGAUUUCACUAGAAAUAAUUGACUUGUAAAUAUCAAUCAUUUCAAAUAGAUCAAUAUAUUUUAAUUUUAUUAACUCUAUUAUAUCAUAUUUAUUCAUUCCAUUUCAAUUAGUUUCAUUUUCUAAUUAAUUUUAUUAAA